Molecule: messenger RNA, 1782 nt
Organism: Schistosoma mattheei
Lineage: Eukaryota; Metazoa; Platyhelminthes; Trematoda; Strigeidida; Schistosomatidae
Source: the annotation of a GenBank genome assembly
AUCACAAUUGAUUGAUCACUGAGUAGUGGUGAUCAAUGUCAUGUGUGUCAAGUUAUCAGUGCAUCAAUCCUUAACUUCUAGGUUGAUGCAAGUAAUUGUAGGAUUCUUUAUGUGAUCUUUUGAUGUUCAUCAAAUUAAGUGGGAACCCAUUUACCUAGCUUGUAGCUUACCGAAAAAUAUUCUUUUAAACCAAAUUAAAUCCGAUUCUAUGGAGUGUUUUCAUCUAACUAGUCCCUAAUGCUGUUGUUGAUGUUCUUCUUGGUGGAUCUUUUUGUAUUUUCUCUACAGAACUAAGAAACUAUGGCACGUCAUUACUUGUUUCCUGCUGUGAAAUUACUCAAGCAGAAAUGUUUUCCAUCCCUCAGUGGAAUGAAGAGUUGUCAGAAUUUUUCCAGUAUGCAAGUCGACGAAACAGAAGGCGCUAACUUCAAACGUUUCGCCCAGCAUUGGUGGGACUAUGAUGGAGAUUUACAGCCAUUGCAUACUAUGAAUCGUUUGCGUGUACCAUUUAUUCAAAAUGGUCUUUGUCCAUUAACUACAUUAUCUACAAUUGAUUCAGUUUGUUUACCUUUGAAAGGUACGAAGAUUUUAGAUGUUGGUUGUGGUGGAGGUAUUCUAGCGGAAGCACUAUCUAUGUUGGGAGCAGAAGUUUUGGGCAUAGACUUAGUAGAAGAAGGUAUAAAAGUAGCACAAGAACAUGUUGAAGCUACAUCUUAUCGUUGGGUUGAUCAUCCAGAUUUACAUAAACCUACAUAUAAACUUACUAGUGUGCAAUCAAUUAGUCAAGAAUAUCCAUGUCAAUUCGACGCAGUUGUUGCGUCUGAAGUAUUAGAACACGUUACUGAUUGGGAGGAUAUGUUGAACAGUUUAAAACAGUGCUUGAAAUUAGAAGGAAUGUUAUUCGUAACUACAAUAAAUCGUACUACGGCUUCAUUACUACUAGGAAUUGGUGUAGCUGAAUAUGUAGCUCGUAUUGUUCCACGUGGUACUCAUGAUUGGAAUAAAUUCAUUGAACCUAGUCGGCUACAGAUUGCUUGUAUCAAGCGUGGUUUGCAACCGCGUCAACUCAGUGGAAUGUUAUAUAACCCAUUAAGUCGUCGAUGGCGUUGGAGUAGUAAUUUAUCACUAAAUUAUGCAUUCAGUGCUAUGAAAAUCGAUGAAUAAAUGAGAUGAAGAACACCAAUUAUAAAUGCAUUUGUUCUUCGUCAACUGUUUCUUUCUCAAUCUAUUAAUUUAGUAAAAGCAAAGUGUGAUCAAUUAUCACGAAUUUAUUGACACAUUCUUUCCAUUGUUUGCUAUCGAUAACAUUAUAUAAUAAGCUGAUAAUUAUUGUAAAGUCUUGUCAACUCAUUAGAUAAUUAUCAAAAACUUAAGCAUUAAGUUUUUUCAACUAAGUGAUUUACGGUAUUAGCUUUUAUGUAUUAUUUAUUUAUUUUAACACAUAGAUAUUGGUACGAGGAGGCACCAAAUACAUAUGCGCCACACAAAUCUCAUUUGAUAUUUGUGAGGGUUAUGAUACUGCCCGGGUGCCCAAACCGAAGCAGGUGGUUUUCUUAGGGGGCCACACCGGAGCCUUCGACCUGAAGGUCUGAUUCACAAGGCAGUGGAACAACGUAAGGAGAUGCAUUCCCAUGGUAGCCGGUGUCCAACGAUUGGUUCAUACGCCAUUUGUUCCUUCAGGUUAUUGGAGCCCAUGUGCACCAUUGGUUUGGAAUCAGGGUUUUCCAACUCCUCUAGGUGGACUCUCCAUAUCCACCGAUUCGGUUAAAGCGCCGGACAUUC